CGCUCCAGGCUUAAGCUUCGAAAAAAGCUUCGCUUUCAUUUUAAAAGCCUCAGAGAGGAGGUCCUUCCUCCUCACCUGUUACUGCUACUUCUAGUCUAUGUUAUGGAGAGUCCAGAUUUUUCACCACUACCCCACGUGGACGCAUCUCGCCCGUCCAUUGGCUUCCCUAUUGGUACUGCCUUGCUCUUGAUUAUCGUCUUCACCUUGAGUUGUAUUUUCUCCUGCUGCUACCACUGGGACAAGCUCAGAUCAAACCGUCGCACUUCUUCCGACGACCCUGAUCCCGAGGUUGACAUCGAGGCUUCACCUACCAAAUCUCACACGGAUUUGAAGCAAAAUGAAAGCCAAAGCUUACCAGUAAUAAUGCCUGGAGAUCAGAUCCCGAAAUUUAUCGCAUUGCCAUGUCCGUGUGAGUCGACUCGAGCUGAGGAAGUAAUCGUCACGGUGCACAGACCGCCGUCGCCUAAACCGCCGCGAGUGCCGGUGCCUAUGUUUUAGUACGGAUUUACCGUAUUGAUUUUGUUUUUUUUUUUUCAUAUUUUAGAAAAUUAAAAAAUGUAAAAGAAGAAGAAGAGUAGGCUAUUAGCUUGAUCAAUACCUUACCGCCCAUUAGAUUAGGUCCUCUUGUAUACAGUUACUGCUCACAAGGAGAAGAUUAAAAUUUUAAAAAAUGUGUUUGGAAUUUAGAACUUGAUUUCUGAAAAUUACAGGGUUGCCGACGCUUUCAACAUCCUCGCCUUUUUUGGCACUA
Molecule: messenger RNA, 751 nt
Organism: Hevea brasiliensis (rubber tree)
Lineage: Eukaryota; Viridiplantae; Streptophyta; Magnoliopsida; Malpighiales; Euphorbiaceae
Exons: 2
Coding region: 103-498 (131 amino acids)
Source: RefSeq, a predicted model, not a curated record